AUGGGGAGAGUGAGCCUCAAAGAAAUGAAAUGUCUUCCCAAGGACCACACAGCUACCGUCCCUAUGUGUGAAUUAAAUUCAGGGAACAUGACGAUGAAGGAAAAAGACCCAGAGAGCAGAUAUGACACGGACCAGCUUCACUGGUAUGAAAAGUACCUCCAGCCCUGCAUAGUGGAGCUGCUGGGCUCAGCUCUCUUCAUCUUCAUUGGCUGCCUGUCCGUCAUCGAGAAUGUUGAGGGGGUUGGUCGGUUACAACCUGCACUGGCACACGGGUUGGCCCUUGGUGUCACCAUUGCCUUCUUGGGAAAGAUCAGUGGCGGUCAUUUCAAUCCAGCUGUCUCCUUGGCUGUCAUGUUGAUUGGAGGCCUGAAUUACAUGAUGCUCAUCCCAUUCUGUAUCUCCCAAGUGGUUGGAGGGAUCAUAGGAGCUGCUUUAGCCAAGGCGGUGAGCACAGAAGAGAGAUUCUUAAAUGCUUCUGGGGCAGCCUUUACAACCAUCGGAGGGGAUGACCAGGUGGGUGGUGCUGUGGUGGCUGAGAUCGUCAUGACGUUGUUCCUGAUCUUGACCGUCUGUAUGGCAGCUGUCAAUGAGAAAAGCAAGAGUCCAUUGGCUCCAUUCUGCAUUGGCUUCGCUGUGACUGUGGACAUCCUAGCAGGAGGGGCUAUAUCUGGAGCCUGCAUGAAUCCUGCUCGAGCUUUUGGGCCUGCGGUGAUGGCCAACUACUGGAAGUACCAGUGGGUCUACUGGGUGGGGCCAUUGGCAGCCAGCCUGGUCGCAGGAGCACUGAUAAGGGUUCUCAUUGGGGAUCAGAAAACCCGCCUGUUUCUAAAACGCCUGUGA
Molecule: messenger RNA, 840 nt
Organism: Trichosurus vulpecula (common brushtail)
Lineage: Eukaryota; Metazoa; Chordata; Mammalia; Diprotodontia; Phalangeridae
Gene: AQP8
Product: aquaporin 8
Exons: 6
Coding region: 1-840 (279 amino acids)
Biological process (GO): transmembrane transport; water transport
Cellular component (GO): plasma membrane
Molecular function (GO): water channel activity
Source: RefSeq, a predicted model, not a curated record